Molecule: messenger RNA, 1140 nt
Organism: Oppiella nova
Lineage: Eukaryota; Metazoa; Arthropoda; Arachnida; Sarcoptiformes; Oppiidae
Source: the annotation of a GenBank genome assembly
UAAAUCACAUUCUCAUUAAACAUGUCAUCAAACGAUUGUCAUUCAAAAAGUUUAAAAGACUUAAAAGCGGGCGAAGAGUUUGAUUUGGAGAAAGUGGUACUCAUUAGAGGACAGACACCCCAUGGUAUCAAAGAGCGGUGUUUGCAGUUAUGUAGAGACUAUUUGGCCCACAAUUGGAUCCAACAAACCGUGGACUCAAUACAAGUCCGAACAAUACCCGGGAGUUUGAAUAAUGAGUUAUACUAUUGUGGAGUCAAUGAGCCCUCCCUUACAUCCACUGCCCCUCAAGAGGUGGUCAUCCGAUUGUAUGGCCGUAAAGUGUAUAACAAUCUGAAUAGUGAUGGAAAUGAGAGGUUGAAAGACAUGAGAAGUGAACGCCUGAGUGAUGUCAUCACAUCUCUGAUGCUAUCGGAGACACAAUUGGGACCAAAAAUAUACGGACUCUUCGAAGACGGACAGAUCCAACACUACUAUCAGCACCGACACUUCAAACUCGAAGAACAAAAUAACCUAAAACUGGUUGAAGAACUGUUCCGAAAGAUAGCUCGUGUCCACGCCCUCGACGUCCCCCUCCCGAAGAAGCACUGGAUCUUCAGAGAGAUGGAUCUCAACUGCGAGGAGGCGUAUAGAAGACCUGCCAUUAAUGAGAUGAUUGAAGGGCUUAACUGCGAGACAAUCAAAAGUCACGAUUUGAAGGCUGAGGUCCAACCUGCCAUUAAUGAGAUGAUUGAAGGGCUUAACUGCGAGACAAUCAAAAGUCACGAUUUGAAGGCUGAGGUCCAGUGGCUGAAGGAUAUGAGCGUCAAAAUAGACAGUCCUCUCGUGUUUUCACACAACGAUUUGUUCAGCUCUAAUGUAUUGGUUUUAGACAAUGAGACGGCAUCUGGGGAUCAGUUAGUUAUCUGUGAUUAUGAAUAUAGCAGCUAUGGGUUCAGGGGAAUGGACCUGGGCACCAUUAUCAACGAAUGGGGUCGACUCCGCACUGACAUCCUAACUGUGCAUACUUUUGCCGACGACUCUACGAUCAAACAAUUACUUCAAUACUAUGUCUCGGAAAAUGAGAUUAUCUUCGGAAAGAGUUGGUCUCAAAAUGGGAUGAAUUCAACGGAACAGCUGUUAAAAGAAGUGAAAUUUUGCUAG